CGAGCGAGGCUAUCAAUGGAGAUACCGGCGGCACGGAAAGGAGGCGAUCGAGUUGGCGAGGGCCGCGAUGCGAUUCAAGCCCCUGAGUCGCGGUGCGGUGGGGCCGACGCUGGGCAGGCAGGCAGGUCCACCCGUUUAACGUCCAAUGCCCCUUGGCAAGCAAGCAAGCAAGCAAAGCACGGUCGACUUCCUAUUCUCCAUCUAUACCACCUUCCUCUUUCAUCAGCAUGGCUCCUGUUUCCUAGCUCGAUCCUCCUCCUCUUCUCGGCGUCGCUUUUUCCUUCUACCUCAUCCCUACCUCACGACCCGGCUCCACGACUUCUCUCUCUCUCUCACACGUCCUCACGUCCUCUCACGCCUCAUCACGACUCGCACAUCCCUCCCUCGCGUCCUCGUCGCACCAUUGUUUCUACCCGGUAACGAAUACACGGCAAUAGAAGAACAGCGUCUCAUCAACGACACAGACCUCGAGUGAGCCCACCGGCUAGCGCGAACAAGCAUGGGACUCAACUCGACCUGUCCUCACGCGCCCGAGGCACCCUUGGACCCCGUUCCCUUUUUGGUGGAUGGUCAGCUCAACUUCAAGACUCACGAUGUCGGAUGGCUGCUAUCGGGCAUCUUCACCUUGAUCACAUGGUGCGCCAGUAUCUGGCUCAUCGUCAAGCACUUGACGUAUUACACGUGCCCGCCUCAACAGCGACAUAUUGUGCGGAUGCUCUUCAUGCCGCCCGUGUAUAGCGGUGUGAGCUUUGCGGGGUACCUAUUCUACAGGCAGGCGCUCUAUUACGAGACCAUCCGGGACUGCUAUGAAGCGGUGGUGAUCACCUCCUUCUUCUACCUCCUCCUCCAAUACGUAGGCGAUACCCGCGCUGAGCAGCACGAAGUCUUCAGGCAGGUCAAGCUGGAGAAAUGGUUUUGGCCUAUGGGUUGGUGGAAGUACAGGCCGGAUGGGCUUCACUUCUUGUGGUUGAUGAAGAUCUCCAUCCUACAGUACGCCAUUGUUCGCCCUCUGUGCACCAUCUUCGCCGUCGUGCUGGAGGCGCUGGACCUGUACUGCAUCGAGAGCUGGAUGCCCAACUUUGGGCACAUAUGGAUCAGUCUGGCCAUCUCCAUCUCUGUGACCAUUGCCAUGUACUGCAUCAUCCAAUUCUACCUCCCCAUUCAAACCCCCCUCGAACCCUACUCCCCCGUGCUCAAAUUCCUCGCCGUAAAGUCCGUCGUCUUCCUCACCUUCUGGCAAGCCACUUUCCUCUCCAUCCUAGCCUACUUCGAGGUCAUCCACGCCACGGACCAUAUGACCUCCCUCGACGUCCAAGCGGGCAUCAACGCCUUGCUCGAGACGUUCGAGAUGGUCAUCUUCUCGCUACUGCACAUCAAGGCGUUCACGUACUUGAUCUACCGGCCGGCGGAUAGGAGCAGGAAAACCAGUAAAUGGAGGGCGUUGCUGGACGUCUUGGACUUUAGGGAUUGGGCGAGGCAGAUGGGCGAGAGUGGGCGAUAUGUCAUGGCCAAGUCGCGGGGUAGAGACGAUAUGGUUACGAAGGUGGAUGAGAUUCGCGCAGAGAAGCAUCGCCAUCUUGUUAGGGCGUUGGGUAGGGAGAGAAGCAAGGCGUUGGCGGUUGAGUUGGCGACGGAGAAGGGAGGGGAGAAGGGGAUGCAGAUUCCUUGGAAGGAUCCUCCUCCGCCGGGGAGCCAGGGUACGGGAACGGCUGGGACGGACUAUGAUGAGGAGAAGUCGAUGAGUAUGGUGAUGUCGAGGGGACUUGAGGGAGAGCUGGAUGAUGAGGAGGAGGAAGAAGGGGAGUCGCUGAGCUAUGCCAAGCGCGGAGUGGCUCAUCCGGAGCUGGCGCAGUACCAUCGUCCGCACCGUGGAGCUGAACAGGAUGAUGACGACGACGAAGAGCCAGCUAGCCACCUCGAGCCGCCCGCACCUGGUCGCCGUCACGCCUGGUGGAGAGCCCUACGGGAACGUCUCUCCGGCUCCCACUACGAAGACGCCCGCGACCAAGCCGUAGACGGAGAAGGGGAUCGUCCCGCCUCUCCGCUCCUCGACGAGUCACCCCUCUCGCGAAUCAUCACCUCGAGCGGGCAGAGCGGGCAGAGCGGGCAGAGCGGGCAGAGCGGUAGCAGUCAAGAGGACGAGGCUCUAUCCAAUCCUCGCCUCUACCAAUCGUGGGGACCGCAAAGGGCCACAAUCGACUCAACAUCGGCGCAGCAUGAGCCGCAAGUCCUGCGAGAGGAUGCGCCUACACUGAGCCGUUUUGCCCUCCCGCCAAGGAGAAGCAGCAGGGACGUCUCCGCGAGCCCGCAUCAGCCGUCUACCCCUUCUCGCAUCAGCUUCUCAGGCCCUACCCAUGCAUCAGAGCGGGCUUCCCAAGCUCAUGCAAGGGCGUCGCCACCAUCGACCUCUGCGUCCUCUUUUGCGACUGCGCCAGGUAGCGUGGCACCUCCUACCGCGGUAAGCCGGCAGGGCUCAGUGAUGCCCACUUCAUCUGCUGUGGGUCCCAAGGGAAAGAAGAUCGAGAUCCGAAUUCCAGAUCCCUUGAGCCCGGCACGCUACCCAUAUGGAGCUACAACGACUGCGCCGCCUCAGGCUCAACGUCAAUCUCAGUCGAACCAGCGACCGAGCGCUAGGCGAUCAAUGCCGUCGACCUCUUCGUCUUCUAGACCUACCUCGAGCUCCAAUCUGGGGCCUGAUUCGAGACGCACUUCCUUACCUCCUCCUCCAGCUCAGCCGUCUCAGCGCCAACCGGAUGGAUUCGGUGGCUUCGUGGUGGGGCAGAUCGUGAGCCCAGCGGAGAGGAUGGAGGCGGCUUGGCGCAGUGGUAGUGGCAGUGGCAGCGGCAGUGGCAGCGGCAGUGGCAGCGGCGGUCAAGGUAGCGGUGGUACCGGUAGACGACAGUCGUUGCGUGGCGCUACGACUUACGAUCGAUGGACUGGUGAGCCUGAGAGGCAGCAGCAGCAGCAACGUCGACAGCGCCAGCAGUCUCGCUUGGAGACUCAUUACAAGGUCGAGUACGUUGAUGAUGAUUGAUGAUUGUUUCUGUAGCUUGGCAAAUGUCCAAUAUCACGAUACCAU
This is a messenger RNA of Jaminaea rosea, 3079 nucleotides long. Its product is annotated as DUF300-domain-containing protein. Gene Ontology annotation, biological process: transport. NCBI's taxonomy places the organism in Eukaryota, Fungi, Basidiomycota, Exobasidiomycetes, Microstromatales. The coding region runs from base 500 to 3034 and encodes 844 amino acids. The transcript has 4 exons. The record is from RefSeq and is a predicted model, not a curated record. Gene Ontology annotation, molecular function: transporter activity.